AAUGAAUCUUAAUUAUUAUUGAAUAAUCUUCUUCACUUUCUCUGGUUGCUGCAGGUCUGUUACAGCCAUGUUGGUAUUCUCUUGGUCUCUCGUGAGCCUGCUGCUGGUGUCCUCCUCCUGGGCCGAGGAAGAUGUGGCUGCCAUUGAAGAGGACACGUCCAGGGAGCUUUCUGUCAGUGAGCUGUUGGAGCGAGCCAACAGAGACCGCAACCCCGAAUUGGACGAGCCUGUCCUGAUCCAAGGCGACAUCGCUAUCAAGUCUGAGGCCGACAGAAACGCCGACCCCUGCACCUCCAAUGGCUGUCUGUGGAGAAAGUGGACCGAUGGGAAGGUCUACAUCCCCUACUACAUCGCCAACCACUACUCCGCCCGAGAGCAGUCCAUCAUCACUCGUGGGCUGGAGUCUUUCUCCUCGGCGUCCUGCAUCCAUUUCAGACCCUACCAGAACGGAGAUAACGAGUGGCUGAGCAUCGAGUCCAGGGACGGCUGCUACUCCUUCGUGGGUCGCCAGGGCGGCGCUCAGACUGUGUCUCUGAGCCGCCAGGGAUGCCUCUACCACGGCACCGUCCAGCACGAGCUGCUCCACGCCCUGGGCUUCAACCACGAACAGACCCGCUCCGACAGGGACAGCUACAUCCGGGUGCAGUGGGAGAACAUCCUCGACGGUAUGGCGUACAACUUCAACAAGAUUGACACCCUGAACCAGGGAACUUCUUAUGACUACGGCUCUGUCAUGCAAUAUGAGAAGUACGCCUUCUCCAAGAACAACCGUCCCACCAUGGUGCCCAUUCCCAACAGCAAUGUGCCCUUCGGUCAGGCCACCCAGAUGAGCAGGAAUGACAUCGAUAGGCUGAACAGGCUGUACAAGUGCUAAACUGCCGUGACCUUUGCCCCGACCUCCCUGACGACAUCACGGAGCACGCCGGUGAAGCGGAUGAGGGUUUCGGGCGUACGGCGGUUUUGGGAUGUCCUGCAACAAUAAACCUGCAGACUUCCUGAGCAUCCAACUGUUUAAUAAUGUCAUGUGAAAGAACAAAGGGCACUUUGUAGAUUCGGGGAAUGUUAAUAAAAGGCUUCUCUUCAAUUUAAUUUUCAUAUAAUAUCACAUAAGACCAUCAAUGUGAAUGGUUUAAUAUCUUCUGAUCAUAAAUGCAAAGCAACUCACCAUUGAACUAGUAUGAUUCAUUCCUACUCAUUGGAUUUUCAUUCAAAGUAAAAAAAACAUCUUAAAAGAAAAAUGUUAUCAUUUUGUAGAAAUGUUCUCAUCAUUUUCUGGCAGAACAUGAGCUCAUAUCUGUAAAAUAUGAAGUGCCGGCCAGCAGCUGAUUAGCAUAGCUUAGCACAAAGAGCUAACCUGGCUCUGCCUAACAGCGCCUUUAAAGCUCGCUGUCUUGUUUAUUUGAUUACAUUAACAAAAGUGACUCUCUGCCAGAAAGCAAGCACACAACUAAUCAUAUGUAUCCACAUGUCACGUGUGGAGGCUAAUUAAAUCCACCAGAAUUUUAAGAGCUGGUAUUGCACGACCCAAGAACCGCCCUUAUAUAUUAAAAUCAGUAUCCAUGUAUUGUCCUCAGGGUGCAACCUCCGGUUCUGCUGAUUAAACCGAAGCAGAAUGUCUUAAAACCUGCACUGUCUCUGCUGACCAGCAGGGGGCGACACCUCCGGUUGCAAAAGGAGGUGAUUAUAGACAUCUAUGAGAAAAUGACUCAACCUCUCACUUGAUUUAUUCCCCCAGGAAACAUUGUACACAUAAGUUUAUGGUCUCACUUUCUAGUUUCAAGUCUCCUUCAAUACAGCAUGAUGUUCAUUUAGUCAAUGAUGGUUAAUUUAGAGUGAAAUAGACCAUAAAGCAGGGUACGCUUUAGGUCUAGACUUGUGUCGUUGACAGGUCGCUUCCGCUACCAGAGCCGUAUACGGCGUCUCUAUAUCACUCCUACGCUGUCCAAACACAGUAACUUCCAUUCAUUGAUUGUAAAAAAAAAAACUCACGACCAGUGAGGUCACCAUGACUAUGUCCA
This is a messenger RNA of Pseudoliparis swirei, 2018 nucleotides long. Its product is annotated as high choriolytic enzyme 2-like. NCBI's taxonomy places the organism in Eukaryota, Metazoa, Chordata, Actinopteri, Perciformes, Liparidae. The coding region runs from base 68 to 874 and encodes 268 amino acids. Gene Ontology annotation, molecular function: metalloendopeptidase activity; zinc ion binding. Gene Ontology annotation, biological process: proteolysis. The transcript is spliced from 9 exons. The record is from RefSeq and is a predicted model, not a curated record.